Messenger RNA from Leptinotarsa decemlineata (Colorado potato beetle), 1454 nucleotides. RefSeq lists its product as uncharacterized. The record is from RefSeq and is a predicted model, not a curated record. NCBI's taxonomy places the organism in Eukaryota, Metazoa, Arthropoda, Insecta, Coleoptera, Chrysomelidae.
AUAUAAAAGGACAUUCCCGGAUCUGGUGCAUUCCACUAGCCAUCUUCAACUGUUCUGAUAUGAUGUGGUCAGCAACAGUGCUUCUUGCGGUUUUUGCCGUUUUUGUUUUAGUACAUGGUGCACCACAAGAAGUCGCAUCAUUCAGACACACAGCAAAAAAUCCAAAUUCAAAGAGAGCCAAACGUACCGUCGACGAUUUAGAUGAUGAUCUGAUUAGAAGGAGUUUCCGUGGUAAUAAAAGAAAUCCAUCAUUUCGCCUAGAUAACAUUGGUGGUGGAGCUCUGAUAGGUCGCAGUUUGGAUGAUAUUGGUGGUGGGAGUCUCAUCGGUAGAAGUUUGGAUCCUAUUGGAGGGGAUAGUCUUAUUGGCCGUAGCCUAGACAAUAUUGGAGGUGGAGCUUUGAUUGGUCGUAGUUUGGAUAAUAUUAGUGAAGGGAGUCGCAUCGGUAGAAGUUUGGACCCUAUAGGAGGAGAUAGUCUCAUUGGUAGAAACCUGGAGAGUAUUGGCGGUGCAGUCAAACGUACCAUAGAUAAUAUAGACAAUGGUCUGAUUGGGAGAAGUUUAAGUGGAAAGAGAAGUCUGGACAGUAUUGGUGGUGCAGCUUUGAUAGGGCGCAGUCUGGAUGAUAUUGGUGGAGGAAGUCUCAUCGGUAGAAGUUUGAACCCUACAGCUGAACGUUCGAUUGAUCCUAUAGAUCCGGGUCUGAUUGGAAGAAGUUUGAGUAGUGGAAGUAGAAAUCCAUCAUCUUGGCUAGAUAACAUUGGUGGUGGAUCUCUGAUAGGUCGCACUUCGGAUGAUAUUGGCAGUAGAAGUUUCAUGGGUAGAAAUCGAGACCUCACAGAAGGGGUUGAUCUCAUUGGUAGAAGUCUGGACAGUAUUGGCGGUGGAGCUUUGAUAGGGCGCAGUUUGGAUGAUAUUGGUGGAGGAAGUCUCAUCGGUAGAAGUUUGAACCCUACAGCUGAACGUUCGAUUGAUCCUAUAAAUCCGGGUCUAAUUGGAAGAAGUUUGAGUAGUGGAAGUCGAAAUCCAUCAUCUUGGCUAGAUAACAUUGGUAGUGGACCUCUGAUAGGUCGCAGUUUGGAUGAUAUUGGCAGUGGAAGUUUCAUGGGUAGAAAUCGAGACCUCACAGAAGGGGUUGAUCUCAUUGAUAGAAGUCUGGACAGUAUUGGCGGUGGAGCUUUGAUAGGGCGGAGUUUGGAUGAUAUUGGUGGAGGAAGUCUCAUCGGUAGGAGUUUGGACCCCACAGAAGGAGAUAAUCUACUUGAACGUAGCGUAGACAACAUCGGUGCUGAAGUACUAAUAGAUCGCAGUUUGAAUAGCAAACGUAUACAAAGGUUAAUGGGGAAAAAAUCUGUGCCAUUUAGUUACUACCUGAGGAAUUCAAAAAUUCUUUACCACUGAAUGCAAUUAAUAUAAUGAAUGAUCAUGGAAUAUAAUAAAUCAUAUGAAACUGUA